Messenger RNA from Trichomycterus rosablanca, 770 nucleotides. It is a transcript of the gene sox14, whose product is annotated as SRY-box transcription factor 14. Bases 1 to 750 code for a protein of 249 amino acids. Gene Ontology annotation, biological process: cell differentiation; anatomical structure morphogenesis; regulation of DNA-templated transcription. The record is from RefSeq and is a predicted model, not a curated record. The transcript has 2 exons. Lineage: Eukaryota; Metazoa; Chordata; Actinopteri; Siluriformes; Trichomycteridae. Gene Ontology annotation, molecular function: RNA polymerase II cis-regulatory region sequence-specific DNA binding; DNA-binding transcription factor activity, RNA polymerase II-specific.
AUGAAUAUAAAAUCAGCCAUGUCUAAGCCGGCAGAUCACAUCAAGAGACCGAUGAACGCCUUCAUGGUGUGGUCCCGCGGUCAGAGACGGAAAAUGGCCCAGGAGAAUCCAAAAAUGCACAACUCUGAGAUCAGCAAGAGGCUCGGAGCCGAAUGGAAGCUGCUUUCGGAAUCAGAAAAGCGACCCUACAUCGACGAGGCCAAGCGGCUGAGGGCGCAGCACAUGAAGGAGCACCCGGACUACAAGUACCGGCCCAGGCGCAAACCCAAAAACCUGCUGAAGAAGGACCGGUAUGUCUUCCCGCUGCCUUACCUGGGCGACGCCGAGCACCUGAAAGCACUUCCAGUAACAUGCGCCGAUUCCAUGCUGCUCUCCGGACAUGAAAAACGCCCGUUCUUGCACCCUGCGGCCUCCGCGCCCUACUCGUUCCUCGACCCGAGUCAGUUCGGUUCGAGCGCGGCGCAGAAGAUGGCAGACAUGCCGCACGCACUGGCCGCCGCGGCCGCCGGGUCCCUCCCGUACGCGUCCUCUCUGGGCUACCAGAGCAGCGCGUUCGGCGGCCUCGCGUGUCCCGGACAGCACACGCACACCCACCCGUCACCCACCAACCCGGGCUACGUGGUGCCAUGCAACUGCACGGCGUGGCCCGCGGCGUCAAGUUUGCAGCCUCCCGUCGCGUAUAUCCUGUUCCCGGGCAUGGGCAAGAGUGGCAUCGACCCGUACACGACAGCGCACGCAACAGCGAUGUAAAAAGAGACAAAGACGUAAAC